Schizophyllum commune H4-8 is the source of this 1002-nucleotide messenger RNA. RefSeq lists its product as uncharacterized. Bases 1 to 1002 code for a protein of 333 amino acids. The record is from RefSeq and is a predicted model, not a curated record. Gene Ontology annotation, molecular function: GTPase activity; GTP binding. The transcript has 8 exons. Lineage: Eukaryota; Fungi; Basidiomycota; Agaricomycetes; Agaricales; Schizophyllaceae.
AUGGCUACUGUGCCACACGCCGUCCAGAACUGGAAUAUCGCUGUCAUGGGUCCUGGAGACCUGACAUGCCCGUUCGUUCACCUAUUUACCGACGGAGAGCGUCCGUCGUGCGCGCACACGUCGUCGAUUGAGUACGAGGAAUGCCAAGCUUCUAGAGGAACAGGUUUCCAGAAGAAGGAGUUCACUGUCGAGGGCUGCCCUGUCGUCAUGCACAUUUGCCAAGGGCAUACCGAGGCGCACGAAUUUCUCAUCGAGUUUCCAUCCAAGAUACACGCCUUGUCUGAGCAGUCGGAGGCGUUCAUCUUAAUGUACUCGGUCGCCUCUCGACGGUCGUACAACGACGUGCUCCACCACCUACGCCCCGUCAUUUGCAGCACCAAGGCCAAGCCGCCACCCAUGCUUAUCGUCGGCGUCAGGCCUGACGGACUCGACGACGUCAAAAGCUCAAUAAAGCGGGAGGUCAAAACAGAAGAGAGCAAGGAAAUGGCAAAAAUUCUAGGCUGCUCUUUCUUCGAGAUCCCCGCCGCCAAUCAGGCGCAUGCGCAAAUCAUGUUUACUGAAAUUGUGCGUGAAGCACGCGAGGCACGCGCCGAAUAUGCUGGACAACGAAGACAACCCCGGCUUUGCGCUGACCUGCGCUCUGGGCUGCGUGCUCAUGUAACUUAUCAUUCCCACUGCUGUAGCGACUGUAAAAUAUACGCGGACGGAGCCCCCAUGGACGGUGAUCCUCCCCUCUGCGACCCCGCAAAAGGCGAGCCGCCCCUCGACCUCCCCGGCCUCGAUCCCCCACUGCCUGGCGGUAGGCUUCCACCCGCAAACGGCGGAUGCUCCUCGCCACCAUGCAUCAGCACCGGCCUCGCCCCCGUGCUCUCGUGCACCGACAUUGGCUCGAUAUCCUCCCUUUCUAUAAUUACUGGCGAUUCCGGAGGGGUUAAUUCGGGCGACGAAGGCGGCGUCAUGCUUCGUCUCCUACGGCCAGCGCCGCUGUUCGCCGCGUCGUAA